AACUUUUAUGACGUCACCUCACCGAGCAGACGACAAAAACAAAAUGGCCGCAAGUAGAGAGUGUAGCUCCAGUAAGUGGGAGAAAUUGAUUGAAUUGCAGGAGAUUUUGCAACGAGAAGAGAAGAUCAAGCAGAUAAAACGGAGGUGUUUUUCUGAUAACAAUUGUGGGACUGGUAGUGGUACUAGCGAACUUUCAACAACGAGAACACGCAACGUUUCAAGAGAGGAUGUUUUGAGACAGCUGGAAAGUGUGAUUGAGGAUAUUUUGACGAGCAUAUCUCAUCAACAGCCACCCUUACUGACGUACAACAGCAGAAGCAGAUGGGAUAAUAUUCAAUUCACAGAUGACGUAGGUCUAGAGAUGAAAGGCAAACCAGCCCUCACAGAGGUUCGGUUUGAUGCAGCCAACUCGGUGAAGAAAUUUGGCAUCACUUUGAGAGUCGUGGCCAUGUGUUACACACUUGUCCAAAGCAACACGUACUCAACAAAACGAGAUCUGUACUACAAUGACACCAAGUUGUUUGGAAGCCAGUCCACGCUGGAUGAGACGAUGGAGAACAUUUGCUGCAUGUUGAAUGUUCCAAGGAGAAGUUUGCAUGUGCUUGCCACUUCAAAAGGGUUCAUUGCUGGCGAUCUGAAGUUCACUGAAGUCGAUGGCAAUCACGUUGACUGUAGCACCUCAAAAACUGGCGUACUUGUACCUGUCCAUGUACAGGACAUUAGCAACGUGCAAUCACGAGCCAGGUUUGUGCUUGUCGUGGAGAAGGAUGCAACGUUUCAGAAACUACUGGAUGAUGGAAUGCUAGAAGACAUGUGGCCUUGCAUCAUCAUCACUGGGAAAGGGUUUCCUGAUGUGAACACUCGGCUGAUGGUCAGGAAACUGUGGACCACCUUACAGAUACCAAUCCUGGGUCUGGUUGAUGCUGACCCUCAUGGUCUGGAGAUACUUUGUGUUUACAAGUUUGGUUCCAAGUCCAUGUCCUACGAGUCUCACAGCCUGACUGUUCCAUGCAUCCGCUGGUUGGGCAUCCUUCCCUCAGACAUCGAUCGACUCCAAGUGCCCAGAGAUGCCCUGAUCCCACUCAGUAAGUCUGACCUCAGGAAGGCCAAGGAACUGAUGAGGAGGCCCUACUAUAAACAUCUCCCAGACUGGAUGAAAGAGAUGCAGGUUCUGCUGGACCUGGGUAGAAAAGCCGAGAUCCAAUGCUUGACAGCCAUCUCAAGGGACUACCUGACCAAGGUCUACGUCCCUAGCAAGAUCAAGUAUGGAGGAUGGAUCUAGAUAAGUGCAUUCUCACUCGGUCUAUCUUGUGAUUUUACGACCACCUAAAUCCAUGGGCAAAUUUAACGGAAGCGGUGUGCUAUUUUCUUUUUAGUUGACUGUUCAUUAACUGUUAUACAACACAGGGAAAUUACUUUUACAUAUUUCUGUUACUAUAUUUCUAUAUUUCCGUUACUGAACUCAGUAGCCCCAAAUGUUAUAUGCAUUAGAAAGCUUUUGUUCUGCAAAAUCCAAAAAUAACAAUAUCUCGAUGCCUAAAAAGUAUGACUUCACGCUGAUUUUGCAGUGACUGGUCACAUAUAUCAAUUUACCCAUCUAUGCAAGUUCGAAUACUGAUUUAAAAAUUGAAAUUCAGAUAUUUUUUAUUGCCAAAGGAAUACUAUAUUGGUAUUAUUUAUUGUAAAAAAAAGUCAUGUUUUUACAUUUCUGCCAUGUGAAAAAAAUACUACAGAGGAUAUAUUUGUAAAUAGUGGAGUAAGUUGUAUCUUGUGAAUAGUUUAUUUUAUAAAUUCUAUUUUAACUUAUUUAACAUUUUAAAUUAUUUCAAAUUUGUUAAUGAAGUGUAGAUAAAUCUAUUUGACUUUUCCAAUAUUUUGUUGCUGGGAUUUAAGAAACUACAAUUUUCAGAUUUUCUUUACUUAGUUUUUAAAAAAUAUUAAGCUGAAACAU
Patiria miniata (bat star) is the source of this 1951-nucleotide messenger RNA. RefSeq names its product meiotic recombination protein SPO11-like (gene spo11). The record is from RefSeq and is a predicted model, not a curated record. Gene Ontology annotation, molecular function: DNA binding; ATP binding; DNA topoisomerase type II (double strand cut, ATP-hydrolyzing) activity. Lineage: Eukaryota; Metazoa; Echinodermata; Asteroidea; Valvatida; Asterinidae. Gene Ontology annotation, biological process: meiotic DNA double-strand break processing; meiotic DNA double-strand break formation; reciprocal meiotic recombination. The transcript is spliced from 12 exons. The coding region runs from base 8 to 1282 and encodes 424 amino acids. Gene Ontology annotation, cellular component: nuclear chromosome.